CAGCAGGUGGCUCUCCAUCAGCAGGUACCAUGAAGGUCUCCGCAGCUACCUUUGCAGUCCUCCUUGCCACUGCUACCUUCUGUGCUCCUGCCUCUGCCUCCCCAUAUGCCUCAGACACCACACCCUGCUGCUUUGCCUACAUUUCCGGCCGACUACCCUUCACCCACAUCCAGGAGUAUUUCUACACCAGCAGCAAGUGCUCCAUGCCAGCAGUCGUCUUUGUCACCCGAAAGCACCGCCAGCUUGGGAGACCCUCACCAACCCCUACUCCCACCCUUUCCUGGGAGGGCACAGAUGCCACCACCCAGUAGCAGUUAUAAAAGUAGCAGCAGUUAUAAAUAAAAGCCUCCUCCAUCUAAAGUUUGCAAGAGCUCCGGAGGCUCUGCUUUGUGCACAGAAGGUCUCUAGGCUCCUGAGGAUCACGCCUCUCAGCUUGACCCCAGCUCUGCAGUCAGGAAGGAGAUCAACAAGCCUCCAGAGACGAAGAUGGGAAGAAGACUGGGCUCCUUCGGCAAUGUCCCGUGGCCACAGCUAUCCUCUCAGCCCCUCACUGGGAAGGGCUGACUGGUAAAUGUGAGAAAGCAGCUUUCCA
Molecule: messenger RNA, 592 nt
Organism: Nyctereutes procyonoides (raccoon dog)
Lineage: Eukaryota; Metazoa; Chordata; Mammalia; Carnivora; Canidae
Gene: CCL5
Product: C-C motif chemokine ligand 5
Exons: 4
Coding region: 30-311 (93 amino acids)
Biological process (GO): positive regulation of T cell chemotaxis; G protein-coupled receptor signaling pathway; chemokine-mediated signaling pathway
Cellular component (GO): extracellular region
Molecular function (GO): chemokine activity; CCR chemokine receptor binding
Source: RefSeq, a predicted model, not a curated record